Messenger RNA from Sphaeroforma arctica JP610, 508 nucleotides. RefSeq lists its product as hypothetical. Gene Ontology annotation, molecular function: ATPase-coupled transmembrane transporter activity. The record is from RefSeq and is a predicted model, not a curated record. Gene Ontology annotation, cellular component: membrane. NCBI's taxonomy places the organism in Eukaryota, Ichthyosporea, Ichthyophonida. The transcript has 3 exons. The annotation marks the transcript as partial. Gene Ontology annotation, biological process: transmembrane transport.
CAGUGGAUUCAGCGACCGAUACUUUUGUACAAGAAACCGUUCGCACGUGGUUUAGAGAGAGCACAGUUAUUGAGAUUGCCCAUCGUUUGCAUUCGGUUAUGGAUGUCGAUCGAGUUCUGGUUAUGAGUGCGGGCAAGGCAGUUGAAUACGACACGCCGGUGAAACUGUUGGAGACUAGAGGGGGGGUAUUCCGUGGCCUUGUGGAAGCGAAUGGGAGAAAUACGGCCCAGAAACUCAGCGACAUGGCAUACGAUGCUGAAAGGAGACGAAACAAGAAGCACCCCGAUAUGCAGAAGGAAGACACUGCCGAAUUAAGCCAAUCACACGCAGCAAAGAUUGAUGAGAGUGGCGCUGGCACUAGUGGGCAGAACACGUUACUCCCGGACUCUACGGACAAUGUGCUUACCAUAGGCGACGAAAAUUGAAGUGUACAAAAUGUAAAGUGUCAACUCAUUUCAAUCGUGGCUGAGUGAAAUUAGAAAUAAACUAGAGUAGAGGUGUAGAAAGG